CAAAUACUUGUCGGCUGCUGAUGGUGUCAUAAUGGAGUACAAGAACAGGUCGAGGACCAGAGCUUCCUUCGCCAGCUACUCCUCCAGGAGGUUCCUCAAGCCCUCCAAGGUGAAGGAUAGCUCAAUAUUCUGGUGGCUGUUGGCGAUGGCUCGACUCUACCUGGCAACCGUACAGACAGGAUACAUCCACCCAGACGAGUUUCAUCAGUCUGUCCAGGUGAUGGCACGUGACGUAUUGAACAUAGAUGCCAAGAAACCAUGGGAAUUCAGCACAGAGGAUCCCAUCAGAUCAGUCACUUUCUCUGCCCUGGUAUCCUUACCUUAUUUUUUUAUGAAAUACUCUGCACCAUUUUUCACUUACUUCCUGGGAUAUGAUCUGCAGACCCCAUAUAACUUACUCAUUGCUCCACGGAUCUUUAUGACAUUUUUAUCUUAUGCCGACUACAGCAUUUACAGAAUUGCUCGAAUGUGUUACCUCAAACCUUGGAGUUGUGUUGAAGUAUUUGCUAGUUCAUAUAUUAUGCUAGUUUAUGCAACAAGAACAUUUUCAAACACGAUGGAACUUAUCCUCAUGUCAGUGCUGCUGUGGCGUGUGUGUGAGUCUAUGGUCGAUAGCACUAAAAUUAUACGAAAGCAGACCAUCUUACAGGACCUCUAUGAAACUGCAGAGAGCCUCAAGGAUAAAGUGAAAUUAGUUCGUAUGAAGAGUAAAUUACCUCCCUACAAUUAUGUUGAUAGUGCUGUUAUAUCAGUGGUUAUAACAUAUGGUGCUUUUGUAAGGCCCACUUUUGUAGUAUAUUCUUUUAUUCCUGUUGCAUUCUGGCUACAGAGAGGCGUGGUAACAAAAGAAGUGGAUUUCUCUUAUUUUAAUCUUCGGUGCCUAAGUCUCCUUCCUGGUGUUGUGGUGACGUUCAUAGCGUGUGUGUUGGCUGACUCUUUCUAUUAUGGUUCUCUAACCUUCACCGAACUCGUGUAUUGGAAUGUAACAGGUAGAUCUUUCAUAGUAACCCCCAUCAACUUUUUGCUGUAUAACUCUCAAGAAAAUAAUUUAGCUUCCCAUGGCAUUCAUCCAUACUACCUUCACCUUGCAGUAAACUUACCGAUUCUUCACGGCAUUCUGGGUCUUUUAGGUCUGUGGUCGGUUUCCAAGUACUCUGCAAGUUUCAUUACAAAUAAUUUUACCAAAAAGCCAAAGAUAUUCAGCAUGGCUACCAUGCUGUUAAGCUCCUUCAUUCUUCCUGUUCUUGUGUUAUCAGCAAUACCUCACCAAGAACCAAGAUUCCUCUUACCUACAUUACUUCCUCUUGUUCUUCUUCACUCAGAUGAUGUUCUUUUGUCUGGCAGAAAAAUUAAGGCCUUCAAACAUUUCUGUUUCCUCAUGUGGCAUAUUUGGAAUAUUUUAUGUGUAAUUUUCUUUGGUUUUCUUCAUCAGGGAGGAGUAACAAAAACCAUGAUAAGAGUUCAUGACCAUAUAAUUCAUCGACCGCCUCACACCAAUGUGCAUAUUAUAUUCUCACAUAUGUAUACUCCUCCCACUUUCCUCCUUAUGAGAAGAAUAAAUGUCAUUGCUGUAACGGAAGAAGGCCGCAGGUACCGCAUUGCUAAGUCUGUGUUUACUUACGAUGUUGGGGGUUCUAAACCAGUUGAAGAUUUGCACAACAUAUCAGCUCAGAUAUAUAAGGAAGCCCUUCAGAACUCUACCAGAGAUGCAGAUCUUCUUAUAUGCCUCCCAGCAAGUCUCUCUGAAAAGCUCUAUGACAGUACUCCAGAAAAUGUAACGCUUCAUCGGAUACAGCGUGUUCGAGGUCACUUCACUCUGGAAGAUCCUCCGGAUCUGAACAUGGAUGACGUUGAUUUUACUAGCUCGUGUGGGCAUGUCUGUCAGUUUGUGCGUCGUCUGGACCAGUUCAGCAUUGAUAUCAUUGGAGUUGACUUUGGGAAUCGCAUGAGGAGAUUCGAGAAAGAUACCUCACUAGAGAACUUGUCUCAAGUUUACAAAGACACUAAUGAUGCAAACAUGGUUUCUUUUGAAUCAGAUGAGGAAACCUCUUUUGAAAACGAAGAGCAUUCUGAUGUGAAUGAAGAGGCUUUAGGUAUCAACUUAUCUGAACCUUUUGAAGUUGACCAAAACAGACGUAAUGAGCUUUAACAGUAUAUAUUUUAAUUAAAAAAAAUUCUUUUUACUGGGUAUUUUUUAGGCACAGUACAAAAAAAUAGAGAAAUAAUACCUGUAUUAUUCAAGUACUGUAUGAAUUUUGGUGCCAGGUUGGUAUAAGUUUGUUGAUUGACUUAUUUUAUCGAUUAUCAAUGCUCAUUUAGCUGCUAAUUGAAUCAACUAACACUUACAUAUCUUUUGCUGAAUAUCUUUCUCAGAUAAUUAAGAUAGGCUUCUGUUUAGAGUUAAAAUUACUUGUUUGCUAGUACAUGAUGCAAAGCUAAUCAUACCUUUGAUAUACCUUUGAUGAGUUUCGAGAGUUUUUCUACUCCCAGAGCCUGGCCAUGGGCCAGACUCAUCUUGUGUUUGCUUGGUCAACCAGGCUGUUGCUGCUGGUGGCCCACUGCCCCACCCAUCCAUCACGGUCAUCACAGUGUUUAUUCUUCUUAAUAUUCAUCAUGAGGGAAUGAAUAAUUCUGAGUAUGUGUUGUACUGUAUAAUACUGCACUAUCAUUGAUGUUGCUCUGUUUGGAUGAUCUAAGUGAAAUCGGGUGUUGUGUACACUGCACAGUGUCCCAGUAUUAAAAUUCUGAUAGUUUUUUUAGCAUGUAUUAACUGGUUUAUCCUCACCUCAUAAAAGAUGUCAACAAAUUAAUGAUUAUAAUACAAAUGUCAUUACAGUACAGUACAUAUGUUAAAUCAUGAGCUCCUCAUUUCAGACAUUUGAAAUGGCUAAUCCUGAUAUCUAUGAUAUAGCAUGUGUAUUUAGAGUACUAGGAAAAGUGUUAUAUGUACACUGUAGUGGAAUGUCAGAGAUUUUUCCCUGUAUUUGAAAAAAUUGUUAAAUGGCUUUAAAAAUGUAAAUUGCCUUUCAAGAAAUAGUUGUAUGUAGCAGGCAUAUGAAACAAAUGUUCUUUGGAUAGGAUGUGCCUUGUUAAUGAAUAGAUCUGAAGUUCUGAUUCUUCUUUUAUCACAUCAGCUGUUUCCCCAGGAAGGUAGGGCAACCUAAAGAAGGAAACAACAUUCACUACUCUUGCACUGGCAACCUUGCCAUGGGUGAGAGUACAUUACGAUUCAGAUGACCCUCUGAACUGCAGCAUCCCAACCAUCGCUCAGAGUGCAGACACCCUAUUUCCUGCCUCAAAUACGAAAAAGACUUUUGUGGUACAGGAUUCUGGAUUUGCUGGAAUGCCUAAGAAUGUAACCAGUCAAUUUAAAGGUUGCAGUGUAUAAGUAAGUAGUGGGGUAA
Messenger RNA from Cherax quadricarinatus, 3404 nucleotides. RefSeq names its product phosphatidylinositol glycan anchor biosynthesis class Z (gene PIG-Z). Gene Ontology annotation, biological process: GPI anchor biosynthetic process. Lineage: Eukaryota; Metazoa; Arthropoda; Malacostraca; Decapoda; Parastacidae. The record is from RefSeq and is a predicted model, not a curated record. Gene Ontology annotation, molecular function: alpha-1,2-mannosyltransferase activity. Gene Ontology annotation, cellular component: endoplasmic reticulum membrane.